AUGACACAAUCAAAUAUCAAAUAUAAAAGAUCUUGUACCGAUGAACUAAUGAUAAAACAAAGGGAAUUGGCCCAUCAACACAAUUAUAAAAAAAAUAGGACAACUUGUCCAGAACUAAAUAAUAAUAAAACUAAACAUAUCGGUUUUAGACAAUUAACUAAGGCAUAUUUUCAUGGACACACGAAGACAUUCGGAAAUAACACAAAAGAUAUAUACUGUAGUAUAGUUGAUUCAGAAAGGGUAACUAACCAGGAGUAUAGCCCACAGGUAAGAAAGAAUAACCAUGCAAUUUCAUUAAAGGAAGAAUUGUAUCCAGAAAAUGCACAAGAUAAAAAAUUAAUUGUCGGUAGCGACUACACAACAAGUUCCCAAACCCCUCUAGAUUUUUCGAGAUUUUCAGAUACAUCCAUUUUCUAUUCGUUUGACAACUUUUUGGAGAACAGUUUAUUAAAAAAUAAUCCUACAAGAGUAGUGGUGAAACAUAUUCCAAAAGAGAUUGGCAUCGAUAAUGUGGUCUCUCAAAUAAAAGGAGGUCCCUUGAGACAGAUAAGUUGUAUAGACACUCCACAAGAAUAUAAGGAAGCAGUAAUUGAUUUUAUAUAUCCUCAAGAUGCUACAGAAUUUUUGAAAUAUGCUAAUACAAACUUAUUCAAAGUAAAUGGAAUUCACUUACAAGCAUGUUUGUGUACUGAUAACGAAACAAAAGAAAAAAAUUUAGCACAUCUUCUUUCUUUGACUUCUAAAAAUAAGGACCCACAAAUAACUAGAUGUUUAAUAUUAAAAAAGAAUGGGAAAAAACGGGUUGUUAAGAGGUAUAGUAAUGGUUCUAGCAAUUCUUUAUUACCCUUCGACCCCCAAGAAAUUCUGGAUGACUUUUCCGUUUUUGGAGAAUUACAGGGAUUGACACCUAUUAUAUCAAGAAAAUUAUGUGUAUCUGUACUCUUUAUGGAUGUUUUUAGUGCAAUGCAAGCGAUGCGAAGCUUACAGGAUAUUAAUUCUUUCCUACACAAAAAAUAUUAUAAAACAUGGGCUAUAUGGUAUGGUCCUGAUUUAACGGAACAACCUUGUCUCACUUAA
Molecule: messenger RNA, 1077 nt
Organism: Maudiozyma barnettii
Lineage: Eukaryota; Fungi; Ascomycota; Saccharomycetes; Saccharomycetales; Saccharomycetaceae
Gene: SSP2
Product: Ssp2p
Exons: 1
Coding region: 1-1077 (358 amino acids)
Source: RefSeq, a predicted model, not a curated record